AUGUCUGCGAAUCCACUAUCCAUACGUAGCCAUGUCAACUCCCACAAGAUCUCUCUCCGAAUGCUUUUAAAUAGAUUUGAAUCAAUGUUAAUGGAAAGUAUGUCCAAGGCAAAGAAGUUCACUUAUGAGAGAUAUGGAUCAGCUCCACGAGUUUAUAUUGCUUGUACUGAGGAUUUAAUGAUGUCUGCAUCAUUUCAGCGUUGCAUGAUUGAACACAAUAAUAAGGUUAAGGAAGUGAUGGAGAUUCCAGAAGAUCAUAUGGCAGUUUUUUCCAAGCCUAAAGAACUCAGCCAAAGUAUACUGGAGUUGGCUAGUAAGCAUGCUUAG
Messenger RNA from Dovyalis caffra, 327 nucleotides. Lineage: Eukaryota; Viridiplantae; Streptophyta; Magnoliopsida; Malpighiales; Salicaceae. The record is from the annotation of a GenBank genome assembly.